AUGGAGCUGAGGGGUCAAGGGUCAGGGGUUGGCAUGCCAGCUAUCGGGAUUCCAGCAAGUUCCAUAAUAACGUCAGUGCAGCAGAAGGAAUACUCAGCCGGCAUCUGGCUUCGCAGGAAGGACAAACUGGAACAUUCUCAGCAGAAGUGCAUCGUGAUCUUCGCCUUGGUGUGCUGCUUCGCCGUACUGGUGGUGCUCAUUUUCUCUGCGGUGGACAUUUGGGGCGAAGACGAAGACGGCAUCACUGAGGAGAACUGUAGCAGGAACUGCAGAGCGGUGCUUGUGGAGAACAUCCCAGAAGACAUCUCCUUCUUAGACAAUGGUACAUCCAAUAUCCCUCUCUUAGUGGGGUUGUACAACCUACUGGACCGAGCCAUCCGGGUCGUGGAGAUAGUUUCCCCGCUGUGGCUCCUCAACUCCUCCGAUUAUGAAUCCAGCUUCCAGCCUGCUGCCAGACAGGGCAGGGCUCUGCUGUCCAGGCUGCAAGGGCUGAAAGCUAAAGGAAUCCAGCUGAAGAUCUCCAGCGGGAUGAUCGACUCGACCGAGCUUGUGAUGCUCGCCAAACACAAUGCCGAAGUUCACUAUGUGAACACGACGGCGCUGAUCAACGGCCACCUCCUGUCCUCCUUCUGGGUGGUUGACCGGAGACAUUUCUACUUCGGCAGCGCCAGCAUGGACUGGAGAUCACUUGCCACAAGGAAGGAGCUGGGUGUGUUGGUGUACGACUGCAGCUGUCUGGCUCUGGACCUCCACAGAGUGUUCAGCCUCUACUGGGGGCUCCAGUACAGAGACUUCAUCCCCUCCUUCUGGUCCAAGCGGGUCUUUGCCCUCUUCAACAGGGACGAGCCCCUGGAGUUCACUCUCAACAGCACAAAGGCUCAGGCCUACGUCUCUAGCUCCCCCGAUGUUUUGAUCCCCAAACAUCGUAGCAGUGAUCUUGAAGCCAUUUCCAGCGUCAUCCAGGAGGCCCACCAUUUCCUAUAUAUCUCCAUCAUCGAUUACCUGCCCCUCCUCAACCGUAACGCUCACAGGUACUGGUCCCGCAUCGACGGUCUUAUCCGGGAGGCUCUGAUCCUGAGGAAGGUCCGGGUCCGUCUGCUGAUAAGUUGCUGGGAAAAAACUCACCCACUUACAUCCAACUUCCUCUGGUCCCUGAGGGGUCUGUGCAUGGAGCAGGCCAACUGCUCUCUGGAAGCCAAGUUCUUCAACCCCAGAGUGCAGAGGGACGGCAGUCUCCAGGGAAUAAACCACAACAGAUUUAUGGUGACGGAUAGAGCCAUUUAUUUAGGUAACCUGGACUGGGUGGGGAACGAGUUCAACUUUAAUGCAGGAGCCGGCCUGGUGAUCAGUCAGCCGGAGGGCAUGGAGGAGAGGAACUCUACCGUGGUGGAGCAGCUGAGGGCUGCAUUCGAGAGGGACUGGUUUUCACGUUACACCCACUCACUGCAGGCCAAUACGAUCCCCGUCUGCAACGCGCACCAGGUCAACACGCCAGUCGAAGCGGGGCCCCUCGACAAUGGACCAGUGCCUACCAGGGCGGGCCAGCAUGAUAGCGCACCAAUGAGACACAAUCACAAAGAUGAUGGACAGACGCCAGUUAAAACAAAGCACCAUGACGACAGACUCAGCAAAAUUGGUCGCCAAGGCAAGGCGAGUGGACUGGUGCCCAGCAUAGCCAGUUACCAAGAGAGGGGACGAGUCAAAAUGAGUCACCUCGACAACAGACAGGUACAGGUCAAAAGUGAUUACCGUGACAACCCAAUGGCUCCGCCCAGUCAGCCGGCUGAAAGCAGCGGCGGCAGAGAGAUCUUCAACGGGUCCCUGUGA
Messenger RNA from Cyclopterus lumpus (lumpfish), 1827 nucleotides. RefSeq names its product inactive phospholipase D5-like. Gene Ontology annotation, molecular function: catalytic activity. The record is from RefSeq and is a predicted model, not a curated record. The transcript has 10 exons. NCBI's taxonomy places the organism in Eukaryota, Metazoa, Chordata, Actinopteri, Perciformes, Cyclopteridae. The coding region runs from base 1 to 1827 and encodes 608 amino acids.